GCAGCAGCAUUUCGAACACGACGGCGACGAAGCCUUUUAUUAAACGUCGCGAGUUUUGAAGUUUGCUGAGUUCUGUACUAAGUGAUUUAAAACGGAAGACAAAAAAGGAUGGAAACUCAAAAGGUGUAACGUCCGUCAGAAACAAUGUAUGUGCAGGUGCUUGCUUGGUUACUAUGCUGUUACGCCAUCUCCAGAAGCCGGGCUACAACAUCCUUUCCGAUCCCACCGAGUGGCCAUCACCUGUUGCUCCAACAUUCCCCCAUUGCAGUGGCCCUUCCACCUGUGGCCAGAAGGCAGAUGGAGAUCCUUCCAGCACAGGAACGAGAACCUUCUUGCUCAGAGCUCCGGUCCAUGUGGAGACAUAUGAGGCGCAUGGGCCGACAGAUGGAGUUCACUAAUGAGAUACCCAAACUGCAGGACCCUUUCACAGCCAGCGCUAUGAGGUACGGCACAGGCAGGAGAAGACCGAGCAAAUACCCGGACCCCAAUCCAUACAGCGCGGCUAAGUCUUCCAUCGCAGCCAAAGAACAAGUCUUCCAUAAGACGGACUUCGUCCAUACCCCGAAAGGCCAGUUCGGGUCCAUUGUGAAAGACCAGAACGAAGUGUACGACACUCCCAACAGGAUACUGGACACCCCCGACUCGCUCGGUUUUCACGAAUUUGAUGAGUAUCCUGGGACAAAGAUAGCUGGACCUCGACGUGUCCCGGGCAGGUUUGCUGACACAUCUCUGCCCGAGGAGGCUUUGGGUGUUUAUGGAACCGUGGUACACUCACCAGAAGAGAGGGCACGUUUCAGGGCAAGGACAAGAAGACCACCGGAUUAUGGACUGAGCAGGUAUCGAACCCCUUGGAGCGACAGCACGGGCCUGGGUCGAGUCCCCUUCCAUGCGACGAAACCGCAUACGCAGUACCACUACGGCAGUGUCGUGACUCACGGGGAGAGGCACCCGCUGGGGGGGUUCGCCGAGUUCCCCCAAGAAGUCGGACAGAGGAACGGAGGGGGUGCUCGGGUGGAGAGGAUCGAUAAAAUUCCACUGGCCGGAAAGUUAAAGAAUACGUGCCUGCGACUCCAGAGCCGAACGUGCAAAACAGACGUCGAUUGCUUCUGCAGCGGAAGUCCGAAAAUGUUUUGCGGUGGGGACAGAUGUCGGCCGCUCUUCAAGGCUGGGAAAUAUGGCAAACAGAAAUGGGGCAAGAGCUGGUUUACGGAUUCCUACGAGCGCAGCCUUAUGGGAUACGGCCCUAAGCGCGACCCCGUGUGGCCAGGACCUUUCUGAACGCAUCCCACUGCUAACGUGACCAUCAAGAAAGAAAACACAAAAAAAAAGUUCUAGAAAAUUCUAAAGUGACUGUCGUAAGCAAUUUUCACCCACAUAUCCAUAUGUUCUCAGUUUGUGGGAAUUGGUAUAAUACACCGAGAUGCUUCCAAUUCAAUUUUAAAUUUCAAAUAUGUAUAUCAAUAUUUAAUGUUCUGUCCGUCAUAUCUGCUAUGUUUGGUGCCCGACAUGGAGAUCUAGAGGAUUUUAUUUGUAGCAGAAAAUAUUAUUAUUUAAUUUUUUCAGACCUUUCUUUUAUAAUACAGUCGAAUCCUGUUGAAUGAACUGUUCAAAUGUUUCUGAAUCAGAAGGUUCUUUAAGUACGAAUUGAACAAUAACCUUAAAUUGUGCACUUCUUUUUAUAUUAAUGAAUAUUUACUGAACAGUUCAUGUUAUUGUUAUAUAUUUGAAAGCAAAUAAUCAGUGUAAAAAGCUACAUUGGGUCUACUGAAUGAUAAGUUUUAAAAAGUUAUUUAUUUAUUUCUAUUAAAGUUGUGACAAUCGUAUUAUGAUUUAAAAAAAAAGAUGUUUAUUAGCUACAGUGAAUGAAAAGGUAACAGUCGAAUCGAAAGAGUAAAGUCAACUUUAGGAAGAAAAAAAAGCAUAAGAUCAUUGUUGGAUAUGCAUUAAGAAUUAAUUUUCCUGAAAAAUAAAUUUAAGAUUAUAGAUCAUUUAUUUUAAAGAUAAUCAAAUCAUUGAUUUCCAUUUAUGAAGUAAAACUUAAGUUAAAUUUCAAAUUAAUAUUCGACAUCAAUUAUUUAUCGUUAUUAGAUUUUUCUGAUAAUAACAAUUCGCUAUAAAUAUUAUUAAUAUUCCUCAAUGUAUAAAAAAAAGCUAUAGUGAAAAGUUCCUUACAAUUGUGAAUUCUCCACUAAAAUGACUAGGCUUUCCAGAUUCCAUCCCGGUUUCAGCUCUUCGCCCAGAUUUUAAAAAAUGCUCCAGAUUUGUCCCGGUUUUGAAAAGAAUAUCCAAAUUAUCAUUUCCUUUUCCCAUUAUAAGUAGUUAAUUUUUUAAACGAUUGAUUUAUUUAAUUUCAGAAAAAUAACACUAGAAUUCUACUUACACAAACCUUUACAAUGCAUAGAAUAUGAGAGAUCCAGCUUACCUGGAUCCUUACCUUAUAGUAAGUCAUUUUUAAGGUUAAUAAUAUAUUUGUACUAGUCUUAUACCAAUACAAAAGUGUUUAAAUAACACAUAUUAAAUAGGAGAACGCAGUCUUUUUUUUAAACUAUAAUAUCUUACUCAUUCCUCCCCCCCCCCCACCUCAUUUAGCCUGCUCUAAAUUGAAGUCAGAAAGUCUGGUCAUUUUAACUAACCUCAGAAUUCAUUAUAAUGGGAUUUGACUGUAUUAUAUAAAAAACGUGAACAUUAAAAUGAAUUGAAGGAGAAGAUGCUGAUACAGAUUAUAUUUUUUUAAUAAUUUUUUUCGCUAAAGAUUAAAAUUACGUGUUUAAAAAAACACAUAUAAUUUAGAAAUUGCCCUAAAAUUUUAGAAAUUUAUUCAGAAAAUAUCUUUUUCAUUUUUUUUAUCGCUUUCAAAAACAAUUUU
Molecule: messenger RNA, 2866 nt
Organism: Argiope bruennichi
Lineage: Eukaryota; Metazoa; Arthropoda; Arachnida; Araneae; Araneidae
Exons: 5
Coding region: 145-1278 (377 amino acids)
Source: RefSeq, a predicted model, not a curated record